GAGGGGUUUCUCCAAACAAACCCGAGGCUUGGGAGUGAGAGGGGGGCCGGGCCGGGGAGAGACUGGCCGGCUCCGGAAUGUUCCAGGCAGCAGGAGGGUGAGGGUCCCAGGGGUCUCUGCCCUGAGCGCCCUCCCCCUCCACCCUGGCUCUCCCAUCCCCAUCGCCCCGCCAGUGGGGAGGGACCCAAGCCGCUUCCCCGCCACCGAUCCAGGGGUUAGGGAGCCCCCCAGAGGGAACCACCAGGUGAGGGGACUUCUCAGGCCCUCUGGGGGCGGCAGGUGUAGGGAGAAGGGGGUUCCUAAUCAGGGGCCCCCCCAACCUAGCCACCACCACAGUGCUCCUCCUCCCUGCAGCUCCACUGUGACCCAGACCAGGCCGGGCCCAGUUGCCCACACUGGCCGGGGCCCUGGAAUGUCCCGGGGCCCAGCCGGGGUUGGUGGGAUGGGAGUGGGUUUGCACAGCCAGUGCCCCUCUCCAGUUACACGCUAGGGACCCAAGCCUGGCCACAGAGCUACCUCCGGGCCAAGGUACUCUGGGGACAGACUUCCUGACCUGGAAGGGGAAUUAGAGCUUCAAAGGCGAAGCCUCAGCCCAGACCCCUGCCAGGCAGGCCCUAAAUAGUGUCCUGAGUGGACUCUGAAGGGGGCUCGUCCCAGAGGAGGCAGGAUUAAACCAGCCCUCGGGCACGAAGGCAGGAGAAGCCUAAGGACCUGGUGGGAGAAGCCCGAGCUCUGGUACAUUCAGUAAAUUCCAUGCAAAUGAGGGAGGCACAUUGGCACAUUCUUCCAAGUGACAGCUCCAGCCAGCCUAAGGGCUGCCGGCCAAGGCUUAGGCCUGAGGACCCCGUGGCCCUUAACCCCAUAUAUUUUUGGCAGAUCACUCCCCCCACACACACCCACUUCCAAGGCCCCAAUCCACCUCCUUCCCUGACUCCCGGGACAGGAAGUUGGCCCUGUUCCCAGGAGGGAGGCAGGAGGCCCACGGAGGGGGUUGGAGCAUGUGUUGGGAGGGGGCCUCCUGUCCAGUCCUUAGGCCUGGGACAGCUGCUGAGCAAGGAGAGCAGAGCUAGGAGGGCCAUGAAGCCUCGGAAAGCCGAACCACAUAGCUUCCGGGAGAAGGUGUUCCGCAAGAAACCACCGGUCUGCGCGGUGUGUAAGGUGACCGUCGAUGGGACUGGAGUCUCAUGCAGAGUUUGCAAGGUGGCAACACAUAGAAAAUGUGAAGCAAAGGUGACUUCGUCCUGUCAGGCCUUGCCUCCCGCCGAGCUGCGGAGAAACACCGCCCCCGUGAGGCGCAUAGAGCACCUGGGAUCCACCAAGUCUCUGAACCACUCAAAGCAGCGCAGCACCCUGCCCAGGAGCUUCAGCCUGGACCCGCUCAUGGAGCGCCGCUGGGACCUGGACCUCACCUACGUGACGGAGCGGAUCCUGGCCGCCGCCUUCCCCGCGCGGCCCGACGAGCAGCGACACCGGGGCCACCUGCGCGAGCUGGCUCACGUGCUGCAGUCCAAGCACCGCGACAAGUACCUGCUCUUCAACCUUUCAGAGAAAAGACACGACCUGACCCGCCUAAACCCCAAGGUCCAGGACUUCGGCUGGCCCGAGCUGCACGCGCCCCCCCUGGACAAGCUGUGUUCCAUCUGCAAAGCCAUGGAGACGUGGCUCAGUGCUGACCCACAGCACGUGGUCGUACUGUACUGCAAGGGGAGCAAGGGCAAGCUCGGCGUCAUCGUCUCCGCCUACAUGCACUACAGCAAGAUCUCUGCAGGGGCAGACCAGGCGCUGGCCACGCUUACCAUGAGGAAGUUCUGCGAGGACAAGGUGGCCGCGGAGCUGCAGCCCUCCCAGCGCCGGUACAUCAGCUACUUCAGCGGCCUGCUGUCCGGCUCCAUCAGAAUGAACAGCAGCCCCCUCUUCCUGCACUACGUGCUCGUGCCCGUGCUGCCAGCCUUUGAGCCCGGCACCGGCUUCCAGCCCUUCCUCAAGAUCUACCAGUCCAUGCAGCUGGUCUACACCUCGGGAAUCUAUCACAUCGCCGGCCCCGGGCCGCAGCAGCUCUGCAUCAGCCUGGAGCCGGCCCUCCUCCUCAAGGGCGAUGUCAUGGUGACCUGCUAUCACAAGGGUGGCCGGGGGACAGACCGGACCCUUGUGUUUCGAGUCCAGUUCCACACGUGCACCAUCCACGGACCACGGCUCACUUUCCCCAAGGACCAGCUGGACGAGGCCUGGGCUGAUGAGAGGUUCCCAUUCCAAGCCUCCGUGGAGUUCGUCUUCUCCUCCAGCCCUGAAAAGGUCAAAGGCAGCACCCCACGGAAUGACCCUUCGGUCUCCGUUGACUACAACACCGCAGAGCCCGCCGUGCGCUGGGACUCCUACGAGCACUUCAAUCAGCACCACGAGGACAGCGUGGACGGCUCCCCCACCCACACCCGGGGACCUCUGGAUGGCAGUCCCUACGCCCAGGUGCAGCGGGCCCCCCGCCAGACCCCGCCGGCACCCUCCCCGGAGCCACCUCCGCCCCCCAUGCUCUCCGUCAGCAGCGACUCCGGCCACUCGUCCACGCUGACCGCCGAGCCGGCCGCCGAGUCCCCUGGCCGGCCUCCCCCGACGGCCGCCGAGCGCCAGGAGCUGGACCGCCUCCUGGGGGGCUGCGGGGUGGCCGGGCCGGGCCGGGGCGCCGGGCGGGAGACGGCCAUCCUGGACGACGAGGAGCAGCCCCCCGCGGCCGCGGGCCCGCCGCUCGGAGUGUACUCGGGCCGCAGGCCCGGCCUCAGCCGCCACUGCUCCUGCCGCCAGGGCUACCGGGAGCCCUGCGGGGUCCCCAACGGGGGCUACUACCGGCCGGAGGGAACGCUGGACCGGCGGCGGCUGGCCUACGGGGGCUACGAGGGGCACCCCCAGGGCUACGCCGAGGCCGCGGUGGAAAAGAGGCGCCUCUGCCGCUCGCUGUCCGAGGGGCCCUACCCCUACGGCCCGGAGCUGGGGAAAGCCGCCAGCGCGGACUUCGGCUACCGGGCCCCGGGCUACCGGGAGCUGGUGAUCCUGGAGGACCCGGGGCUGCCCGCCCUGUGCUCGUGCCCCGCGUGCGAGGAGAAGCUGGCGCUGCCCACUGCGGCCCUGUACGGGCUGCGGCUGGAGCGGGAGGCCGGGGAGGGGUGGGCGGGCGAGGCGGGCAAGCCUCUGCUGCACCCGCUGCGCCCCGGGCACCCGCUGCCCCUGCUGGUGCCUGCCUGCGGCCAUCACCACGCCCCCAUGCCCGACUACGGCUGCCUGAAGCCGCCCAAGGCCAGCGAGGACGGGCACGAGGGCUGCUCCUGCGCCCUGUGCCCCGACGGCAGGUAUGGGCAUCCGGGGUACCCGGCCCUGGUGACCUACGGCUACGGAGGAGCGCUCCCCAGUUACUGCCCGGCGUACGGCAGGGUGCCUCAGAGCUGUGGCUCCCCGGGUGAGGGCAGGGGGUACCCCAGCUCCGGUGCCCACUCCCCCCGGGCCGGCUCCGUCUCCCCGGGCAGCCCGCCCUACCCACCACCCAGGAAGCUGAGCUACGAGAUCCCCGCGGAGGAGGGAGGGGACAGGUACCCGAUGCCUGGGCACCUGGCCCCAGCAGGACCCCUGGCAUCCGCAGAGUCACCCGAGCCGGCGUCCUGGAGGGAGGGCCCCAGCGGGCACAGCACCCUGCCUCGCUCCCCCCGUGAUGCUCCACGCAGCGCGCCCUCCGAGCUCUCGGGGCCCUCCACGCCCUUGCACACCAGCAGCCCGGUCCAGGGCAAGGACGGCACCCGACGGCAGGACACCACGUCCCCCACCUUGGUGCCCACCCAGAGGCCAAGUCCCGGCGAGCCCUUGCCGUCCGUUCCCCAGGGAGGCGCCGAAGAAAAGGCUCCCGAGGCGCCAGCGAGGAGCGGGCUUGAGCUCCCGGCCCCGAGCCCCUUCCCCGCCGCCUCCCCGCCCGGCUCACCCCACGACUGGCCUCAGGAGAGGAGCCCAGGGAGCCGCUCGGACAGCGCCAGCCCCCGGGGCCCCGUGCCCACCACGCUGCCUGGCCUCCGCCAUGCCCCCUGGCAGGGCCUCCGAGACCCGCCGGAUAGUCCGGACGGGUCCCCCCUCACCCCCGUGCCUACCCAGAUGCCCUGGCUCGUGGCCAGCCCGGAGCCGCCGCAGAGCUCCCCCACGCCUGCCUUCCCCGUGGCCGCUUCCUAUGACAUCAGCGGCCCCUCGCAGCCGCCACUGCCCGAGAAACGCCACUUGCUGGGACCUGGGCAACAGCCAGGGCCCUGGGGCCCCGAGCAGGCCUCCCCACCAGCCAGGGGCACCAGUCACCAUGUCACCUUUGCACCUCUGCUCCCGGACCAAGUCCCCCAGCCCCCAGAGCCCCCUGCGCAAGAGAGCCAGAGCAACGUCAAGUUCGUCCAGGAUACGUCCAAGUUCUGGUACAAACCACACCUGUCCCGUGACCAAGCCAUUGCCCUGCUGAAGGACAAGGACCCUGGCGCCUUCCUGAUCAGGGACAGUCACUCGUUCCAAGGAGCCUAUGGGCUGGCCCUCAAGGUAGCCACAGCUCCACCCAGCGCCCAGCCCUGGAGAGGGGACCCCCUGGAGCAGCUGGUGCGCCAUUUCCUCAUUGAGACUGGGCCCAAAGGGGUGAAGAUCAAGGGCUGUCCCAGCGAGCCCUACUUUGGCAGCCUGUCCGCCCUGGUGUCCCAGCACUCCAUCUCCCCGCUGUCCCUGCCCUGCUGCCUGCGCAUCCCCAGCAAAGAUCCUCUGGAGGAGACCCCAGAGGCCCCGGCGCCCGCCAACAUGAGCACGGCGGCAGACCUCCUCCGUCAGGGCGCCGCCUGCAGCGUGCUCUACCUGACCUCGGUGGAGACCGAGUCCCUGACGGGCCCGCAGGCGGUGGCCCGGGCCAGCUCGGCAGCUCUGAGCUGCAGCCCCCGGCCGACCCCAGCCGUCGUCCACUUCAAGGUCUCGGCCCAGGGCAUCACGCUGACAGACAACCAAAGGAAGCUCUUCUUUCGCCGCCAUUACCCGGUGAACAGUAUCACCUUCUCCAGCACCGAUCCUCAGGACCGGAGAUGGACCAACCCCGACGGGACCACCUCCAAGAUCUUUGGUUUCGUGGCCAAGAAGCCGGGAAGCCCAUGGGAGAACGUGUGUCACCUGUUCGCAGAGCUUGACCCAGACCAGCCCGCGGGCGCCAUUGUCACCUUUAUCACCAAAGUCCUACUGGGCCAGAGAAAGUGAAGGCAGAGGCCACAAGCUCGGAGCCCACGCCAACACCGCGCACCUCUCAGCACCCCACAGUCCUCACUUCCCCGGGCCCAGGAGCCCCAGGAGCCAGCCCCCUCCGUCGGGAGCGGGGAGCCCGGGACACUGCUCUCCUCCCUGCCCCCAGCCUGCUAAGCCAAGUGGAUGGGCCUGUGAGAGGACCCCGCAUGUGCGCAGAUGGCAGAGACGGGCGUGUGAAGGGUGAGGCGGCAUCGGCAGUUGGACCCCGGGGGGAUCUGGACAGCCCCGCGUGCAGAACGUCAGGCCUGGAGGGGAGACAGGGCUUGCCAGCUCCACCCAGCUGCAGGUCCCAGCCUGGCAGGCCGGGGAGGCGGGCGGGGAGCAAGGCACUCCCUCCUCUGCCUCCCCUCCGAGCAGAGGGAUCAGAGUGGGAUCACAUGAAUAGGGGAGAAAAAAAAAAAAGAGUCUAUUUUUGUCUAAUAAAGAAUUUCUAGAACAUUA
Messenger RNA from Canis lupus familiaris (dog), 5727 nucleotides. It is a transcript of the gene TNS2, whose product is annotated as tensin 2. The coding region runs from base 754 to 5241 and encodes 1495 amino acids. Gene Ontology annotation, biological process: peptidyl-tyrosine dephosphorylation. NCBI's taxonomy places the organism in Eukaryota, Metazoa, Chordata, Mammalia, Carnivora, Canidae. Gene Ontology annotation, molecular function: protein tyrosine phosphatase activity; protein binding. The record is from RefSeq and is a predicted model, not a curated record. The transcript has 29 exons.